Molecule: messenger RNA, 5320 nt
Organism: Lacerta agilis (Sand lizard)
Lineage: Eukaryota; Metazoa; Chordata; Lepidosauria; Squamata; Lacertidae
Gene: ARHGAP44
Product: Rho GTPase activating protein 44
Exons: 22
Coding region: 546-3434 (962 amino acids)
Biological process (GO): modification of dendritic spine; regulation of actin cytoskeleton organization; positive regulation of GTPase activity
Cellular component (GO): dendritic spine; leading edge membrane; intracellular anatomical structure
Molecular function (GO): GTPase activator activity; protein binding
Source: RefSeq, a predicted model, not a curated record
AGACUCCAGUUCCCAGCGCCCCAGGCCGGGCAGCCGCAGUCCGAGCCGCCGCUUCUCUUCCAGCCUUGUCAGCAGCGCAGCGCGUCGGGAUCGCCGCUGAGCUCGGAGAGGGAGAGAGGGAAAAGAGAAAGACGACCAGCUCAGCAUGGCCGGCCGGGCGUGGGUCGGGCGGCUGCGCUGAGCACUCGGGGCCGGGCGUGCUCGCUCGGCGGCUGCGCUUAGCCAGAAAUACAGAAAGUGACGCUCCUGCUGCUGCUGCUGCGCCCCCGAAGGAUGCAGGAGGCGGCGAUGGUGCUGGCCGGGGGCUGCCCCCCUCCUUCCCCGCCGCCGCCGCUGCUGCUGCUGCAGUGCUAGAGUCCUCGUCUCCCUCCUCCUCCUCCUCCUCCUCCACCACUACCUUCUACCUGGAAGAAGAAGGGCCAUGUAACCGCCUCCCUCCGCCUCCCCCAGCCCGGGAUAGCCACCGAUCUCCCCAGCUCUCCCUCUCCUCCUCCUCCUCCUCUUUCCCGAGCCCGUCGCGGCGCUCUCUGGCCAAGGGCGCAACCAUGAAGAAGCAAUUCAACCGCAUGCGGCAGCUCGCCAACCAGACCGUGGGCAGGGCUGAAAAAACGGAAGUCCUAAAUGAAGAUCUCUUGCAGGUGGAGAAGCGUUUGGAGUUGGUGAAGCAGGUCUCCCACAGCACACACAAGAAACUGACAGCGUGUCUUCAGGGUCAGCAGGGAUCGGAUUCUGAUAAGCGCUCGAAGAAAUUGCCUUUGACAUCGCUAGCCCAAUGCUUGAUGGAAGGUUCUGCUAUUCUAGGGGACGACAGCUUGCUUGGGAAGAUGCUGAAGUUAUGUGGGGAAGCAGAGGACAAGCUUUCUCAAGAACUCAUCCACUUUGAGCUGGAAGUUGAACGGGAUGUGAUUGAGCCGCUCUUUGUAUUGGCUGAGGUAGAAAUCCCCAAUAUCCAAAAACAGAGGAAACACUUAGCGAAAUUAGUUCUGGACAUGGAUUCGUCAAGGACAAGGUGGCAGCAGUCAGCCAAAUCUUCAGGUUUGUCAAGCAACUUGCAGCCUUCGGGUGCCAAAGCGGAUGCUCUCAGGGAAGAGAUGGAGGAGGCAGCAAACAGAGUGGAGAUUUGCAGGGAUCAGCUCUCAGCUGACAUGUACAACUUUGUGGCCAAAGAGAUAGACUAUGCAAACUAUUUUCAGACGUUAAUAGAAGUGCAAGCAGAGUACCACAGGAAGUCAUUAGCACUUUUGCAGAAUGUGUUGCCUCAGAUCAAAGCACAGCAGGAAGCUUGGAUUGAAAAGCCCUCCUUUGGGAAACCCCUGGAGGAGCACCUAGCUGUCAGUGGCCGGGAGAUUGCUUUCCCCAUCGAGGCGUGUGUCACUAUGCUCCUGGAGUGUGGCAUGCAGGAGGAGGGCCUAUUCCGGGUGGCCCCUUCAGCCUCUAAACUAAAGAAGCUUAAGGCAGCUCUUGACUGCUGUGUUGUGGAUGUUCAGGAGUACUCAGCCGACCCCCAUGCCAUUGCAGGGGCACUGAAGUCCUAUCUUCGGGAAUUGCCAGAACCACUCAUGACAUUUGAACUCUAUGAAGAAUGGAUCCAAGCCUCAAACAUCCAGGACCAAGACAAGAGGCUGCAGGCCCUGUGGAAUGCCCUUGAGAAAUUGCCCAAGCCCAGCUACAACAAUCUAAGGUACCUGAUCAAAUUCCUUGCACACUUAACAGAGUACCAGGAUGCAAACAAAAUGACCCCAAGCAACAUAGCGAUUGUGCUGGGGCCUAACCUUCUCUGGCCUCAGACAGAAGGAAACAUCACUGAGAUGAUGGCAACUGUCUCCCUGCAGAUUGUUGCAAUUAUUGAGCCCCUCAUCCAGCAUGCGGAUUGGUUCUUUCCAGGAGACAUUGAGUUCAACCUGACCGGGAACUAUGGCAGCCCUGUGCAUGUGAACCACAACGCAAAUUACAAUUCCAUGCCAUCGCCUGAUAUGGACCACGCCGACCGCAAGCAUCCUGACCAGGCCCGGCGACCGCUUAGCGUGGCCACAGACAACAUGAUGCUGGAGUUCUACAAGAAGGAUGGCCUUAGGAAAAUCCAAAGCAUGGGCGUCCGGGUGAUGGACACCUCAUGGGUGGCUCGCAGAGGCACCUCCAUAGUUCGUAAGGCAUCCUCCACCCCUCCUGCCAUGCAGCCCCCCGCUCCGCCUUCCGAUCUUGCUGCUACUCCUCAGUCACCAAUUCCUGAGCAAUCUCUUGACAUUUCAGCUACUCCCUCCCCUACUCCAACUAGCUUCGGUUUCCCGCCAGGGGCGGAGAGAGCAAGCACGGAUGGUGUGUCGUCUAGUUGGUCGGAUUCCUGUUACAUCUACCCAUCCCCUGAGGACGACAAGCCUCCCCCAUACCCCUGCUACUCAUCCUUCCACCACCACCACCCCAAGACUGGCCCAUGCGCUAGGCCGGAGCCCCCCUUGCCGCUGUACCGGUGGCCAGGGUACAGCCAAACGCUGCCUCCCCCUUCCUCCUCCUCCUCUUCUUCCUCUCCCUCCCCUCAGCAGCUUGACAUUAACUCUAACCCAAAACCGUAUUUCCUGCACCUCCCUAAGCAGAGCUCCUUCACAGAGUUGCAUGGUCCUGAGACUAACCUCUCCUCCGUCUACAUGAAACCCCCCCUCACCUUAUCCAAACCCGAUCCUCCUGGCACUCCUUACAACUCCCAUAUGUCAGUCUCUCCCCCCUGGGUCAGCUGCACCUGUGCCAGAGACAGAGGAACCGGGCUCACUAGCACACUAAAAACCAAGGAACUCUCUCCUGUUUCUGGGCAGAAAGGGAGCCCAGUUUGUGGCCCUGCAGCACCAUGUGGGACCACACAGCAGUUGCCUGGUCUCACACAGCAGCUGUCCACAGAACAGAGCCCACACACUCUGCGGAAAGUUUCAAAGAAGCUGACCCCCAUCCCUGCCAAGGUUCCUUACGGCCAGUCAGGUGGUAUGUCCGAUCAGUCUACGGGGCAGCCGUCCCCUGCCAGCCUUUCUCCCACCCCACCAAGCACCCCAUCACCCUAUGGACUGAGUUACCCACCAGGCUACUCCCUGGGCUCGGGCCCACUCUCCCCGGCAGCUGCUCCUUCUCUGUCUUCUCCUCCUUCCCUGACGAGCACUUUAACCAAAUCUCGGCCCACCCCUAAGCCACGACAGAGGCCCACGCUGCCACCUCCACAGCCUCCCACAUCAAACGCAUCCGGCUCUAGUCCGCAGUCCAUGGAGCACACAGUACUUGACGGCAUGUCCCCCGGGGAGAGCAUGUCCACAGAUCUUGCCCACCUUGAUAUCCCUUCCAUCCAUGUAGAGGUUGAUGCCACACUCCACCUGGACCCACUGGGACAAGUCCAGAGACAUCCGGUACAAGGAAAAAUCAAUUCGGAGGAGGAUUCGGAAAGCACCGCCCUAUGACACAAAAGCCCCUUGUCCCUCUAAUGUGCUCUCUUGUACAUAUCGGUGCCCCAUGAACACUACAGAAGGCGAUGUUGUCCAGAGACCUUGUCCAGGGCGGGCGGGCGGUCUCUCUCCUGGAGUUCCACUUGCCAGCCCCUUUGUGCAAGACUUGACAGACCUGUGGGCCUGGUGCUAACCCUGGCGAAAGGGCAUUGCUGGUGCAAUUUCCAAUUUAUUUAUUUAUUUAUUUUGUCUCCUGUUUGUUUAGCCUUAUCCAAAUUUUGCCUUUUUGACGUGGUGCCUAUUUAUCUCCCUUUCGAGCUUUUUUGGACCCUCAGACAAAGAAUUAAGUCCCACCAGCCCUGUUGGGGAAUUCUGGUGUUGUGCACAGGGCAGAGAGAAUCAGGAGCGUGGCAGGCUGCUCACCGGCUGAACUCCACCGAAGGCACCCACUGGGUUUUUGGCUUACUGACCUUGGCAGUGUCUUUUGUUCCUUCUGCCUCCUGCUUUUGCUCCAGCUGUCCUUACUCUUUCCGCUCCAUCUGUGCUGCUUCGUGUAUCUAUCUCUUCCUUAUAGAUUGUGGCCAAGGAAUGCUUGUUUUAGAAGCUGAGUGGUGGGGAAGAGAGAGAAAGAGACCCACACACACUAGCAGCAUAUACUUAUAUUUUCUUUCAGUCUCUGAAAUCCUGAUUUCUGAAAUAGCCAGAUACAGCCUUGUGAGUCUCUGUGUAUCCACAAGCCUCUAAAGGGAAUGGGUGUCUGGCCUUCUCAAAUCCUUUACCUUUCCAUUUCCCCCCUCCCCUUCCUUCUUUCAUUGGUGUUUCCUUGACUCCUCCUGGGGAGAGAAGCUAGUAGAUGGAAGAGGGGUCACUCUUGGGGUGGGGGAACGCAGGUGUUUGGCAGCGGUCAGAAGCUGGAGGGAGUGGUAGCUGUUGAUAUGGGUGAGUGAUGGUCUCCUGUAUGCCGGGAAGCAGUUACUCAAUUAGCAAUAAAAGUGUUCCUAAGCAUACCUGCCCUCCCUGCAUUGUGCUGCCAGAAGUGGAACCUGGCCGUGUGGAGUUCUUGUUCACCAGCGUCACGGGCUCAUUUCCCCCCUUCUCUCUCUGCUGUGGGCCCCAUGUCUUGGCAGCAGGGAAAGGGGGAGACAAAUACCACCAACAGAAUAUAUGUUUAUAGUGGCCCGAUUGCAGCUCCCCGUUGUUGUUUAGCCCAGGGUUCGACUGAGGACGGCAAAGCUCUCAACUGUGCAUGCAAAGGCAGGUGUAACCUUUUAUCCUUUUAAAAAAAGAAAUGAGAGAGAUAUAUAUAUCUGUUGAGAUAGAUAUAUAUUUGUAUAUAUAUAUAAAAGUCUAUAAAUAGAUAUAUAUAUAUUUGGUUUAUUUGGGGCCAUUCCAUCUGAACGGGUGUACAAAUGUACAAUGUAAAUUUAAAAGCUUAUCAUUAUUCUUCCAACACAGGCAUAACACACACAGACCUUUCCCACCCUUGGAUUUAUGAUAAAUGUCUCCAAACACCCUCGUAUUUUUUUGUGUGUGUAUGUGUGUUUCCCCACCCCAGCAGUGUUUUUGCAAGUCUGGGUGCUCUUGCUUUACCACAGGCUGUGAUAAUGUGUGGUUCAUCACUCAAGGUGGAAGAGGCAGGGAAACAAGUGCAGAUGGUUGUUAGAAAGGUGGGGGGGGCUCUUUCCAAUUCCAGUCACUUGGUGUAUUUGCUGCUCAAGCAGGGGGCAUUGCCGAUUGGCAUCUUGUGCUGCAUCUUGAAAUUACUGGCAAGACAGACCCAUCCCAAGCACUGAGCAGCUCCUUUCUCGGGGAGGGUCUCCUGCUUUCUCCAUUUCUGCCCCCACCCUUCCACUUCCCCAAUAUAUGGUCUCAUUAAAGUACAAUUAAUGACUUUUGUGGUA